Messenger RNA from Penicillium arizonense, 480 nucleotides. RefSeq lists its product as uncharacterized. The record is from RefSeq and is a predicted model, not a curated record. Bases 1 to 480 code for a protein of 159 amino acids. The transcript has a single exon. Lineage: Eukaryota; Fungi; Ascomycota; Eurotiomycetes; Eurotiales; Aspergillaceae.
AUGCCUGAGGUCUGCUUCUACAGGCCGGCCUUGACCUUCAUCGUCCUCACGACAUCCCCAGGAAUGCGAGACGGAGUUCAGACCACAUGCAGCCCCAAGAAAUUGGCGGAAACCACCGGGAAAAUCAUGUUCAAGCAAAGUAGGCCCAAACCAGGGAUUCUAGUUGGCUGGCGGUCAAUGGUCGGAGGCGAAACCCAAGCUGUGGUAUUGGCUGCCACCGAUUUCAUCACUCAAAGCAGAGCUCGAAAUGAUCACGAGCCAUCAGGCCGAGACUUCCGCGCCACCCACACUUUUGCUGCAGAACCUACAGAACCUGCAGAACCUGGACAGUCUGGAGUCGUGGAGAGCUUCCGACCCACGGGUGGACUGGUCGACCUGCCAAAUGCGAGGUCACUUCCCCAGAUUCUCUCGUGGCUCACGGACAUAACCGCCGGCUGUCAGUCCCACACGACUCGUGAAAUCAACGUGUCAUCGGUUUGA